CAGUUGAUUUUCUUGGCGUCUAGACAUAGAUAGAUCCAAAGGCUUAUGUGUCUUGAGCUAGGAUUUGAACUUAAUUCUACAUAUUUUAGCAUUUUAGUCCAGAAAUUUAAAUAACUGAUGAACACAAAAUACGAUAUUUUUGGCGGAAUUUGAAGCGAUUGGUAGUAUAUCUUUACUAUCUAACUAAUUAGUAAAGCCUAGCCUAGCUAGGCUAGGCUGGGGCUACCUUUCUUGCAUGCUUGUUGACUGCUGUUGGGUUCUUUCUAUUUGACGGGGCACACAGGAGAAUGUGGUGAUCGGUGAAAUUGCAAGUUGCAAUCACACUCGAGGAGGCUCCUAAUAUACCCCUUUCGGUGUUUAUAUUUUCCUGGGCGGAGACGCUGGCGGCACACUGCACUGGCACUGAGUGUGAUUCCCAAUAUAGUGAAAAUGAAGAGUCAACAAGUGUUUGAAAUAUUAAAGAAGGCCCAGAAUCCUGAUGAGGAAGUAACGGCUCUUGAUUUGAUAAUUAACCAUUUAUCUUGCAAUCAAGAAUGUGACAUCACAAUUCAGGAUUUAGAGCUGCAGUGGUUAGCUCACGCUGGAGAAGAUAUAGAUGAUAACCCUUUCCCAGCAAUUACGCCCGAGACCUUCCUGCCAGUACAGGAGGACCUGAAUCAGUUCACAAGCUACGUGUUUGAACGUCGGUUUGGAUGGUCUGAGGCUAGAAAUGAUGAGAGGAUUCCAGAUUUGCCAUUACAUGCUUCAAGUUCCAGACAGACUGGAGCAAAGAGCAUGACAGAAAGAAUUGCAAAGGGAAAACUCAAUGAAUUUUUAGAUGAUUUUAUUAAAUGGUAUAUGUCACAGCAGCUAUCCUCUGAAAUACUCAAAAGUUUUGUAUAUACAGUGUCACAAUCAAAUAACAAACCAGUGGUACGCAACCAGACUGUCAUGCAUGUAAUGGAAUGGUUUAAGUUGCGAGCCGAUACUCCACAGCUUCAUGUCAACUUUGACCUCAUUCGCCACUUGAUCCUUCUUGGCAUCAAGGACAUCUGGUCUGCUAUCAGAAAUGUCUGCGUUUCACGAAUAUCAACCGUUGUCGAGCGAUUCCAGAUUUCCGAGUUGCAGGUGUUCUUCAGGGACUUGACUCAGAUUUGUGAAAGUCCUGAAAGUACAUGGCAAAACAUAGAGGGCGCUCUAAUGGCAAUAAAUUCUACCUUGAAACGUUUUCAUUGGAUGGGCAGUAUACCAUCCGAACAACCACUUCAUAAGUCGCCCAUUAGUUCAAGUACAUAUCUAAAGUUUGGACGUUCCCAGUUAAAGCAACUACCUGAUUUCAUCACAGGCAAAAUGCAUUCCAUAAUUUAUCCAAUGCUGGCGCACCCACAGCUAAGUGUUCGAGAGCAAGCUACCAAGGCUUUUUCAACGUAUUUAUAUAGGUGUGAAUUUAAGGAAGCCCUGCAGUCUUUCAAGGAAGCAUUAGCACACUUAUGUGAUGGUACAGGAAUCACGAUAGCAUUUGAUGAAGAAGAUAAUUAUGUGCUAAGCCAGGGCCUACCUCACCAUGCUGUACUGUGCAAGGACUACCAAUUCUUGGAUGCUUACAGGGCAGAAGGCCUUCUUGGAGUCUGUAUUUAUCUUAUCAAGCACAUUCCACCUGGCUACCUUCUACCCAGUUGGCCAUUAUAUUUCUCAACAUUUAAUUUGUACUUAAUGCACCCAGCAUCAACAGUCAGGCAGGCAGCCAGUGCAGUCUUUAAGUACCUAGUUGCCAAGGACAAUAACAAUCCCAGCCUUCUAAAGCUGGUCUUACAAGGUCUAUGUGCUGGCUGGCCAAUUGAUCUUCACCAGCUUACAGAUCUUGUACAUCCUAGCCUACAUAUCACCAGCAGGACUCUUCCAUUAAAUGAGAAGGGAGAAAAUGGCUCCGGUGAUCAGAACAUCAAUGAUGAGGGAAGUGCAGGGAACCAUAGCAAAAAACCUCUUAGCAGGCAAAGCAGUUCACCAUGUAAAUCAAGGAUGAUCAACAUUAGUACCGUCUGUAAUAUGGAAUUAGAACCUGGCUGUUUACCUGAUUCUCUGCUAUCAAGAUCAUGGGAAUGGAGGGAAGGGCGGCUGUUUGCUUACGAACUCAUCAUAAAGUUUCUCAUCAUCAACCACAUUCACUACCUAUUUCCAUCUUAUGCUCUACCACCCUCAAAGUUUGAUGGAACAGCAUCUACGGAUGAUGCUAUGACUCCCAGUCAUCAAUCCUCACUUGCCCAGGGCAACCAGAUUAAAGUGAAAAAAAGCUAUAGUCACGGUGGUGCCUCACUACAACAGAUCUGGAAAGAACAUGGCAUUAAUAAGGCAAGACAUGCUGUGAGUGAGGACAUUUCCCCUGAAUCUGUAAUACCAGUUGAGGGCGCAAUUGGAAUGAUGUCAAAAAGUUCUCCUGAGAAGAGUACUAUUGAUGUAGAUAGUAUGGUGUUUACAAAGACUGACAGUGAUCAUAAGAAGAGAUCACUGACUGAAAAAAGAGCCAAACUGAAGCCGUUAAUGUCCUUUCCAUGUGUUUUUGACAUGCAUGCGUAUAGGAAGAUGUUGCAGAGAGCUCAGACGUUAGCUGAUGGUAGGUCAUUCAAACCAACAGACAUCCAGAAAUUCUCAAGUCCCACUCGUCAAUGCAAUGCACCAGCCUCUCUGCUCUCACAAACUCUAGCUCUUGAUAAAGAUAUUGCCGCCACAUCUGAUGAGUCAAAGCCAUCAUUUGAAGCAUGGUCUGUGAAGGACCCGAUCAGUAACCUGACGGAUUUGGUAGCCAAUGUCGAUAUUCCCGAUGAUGUCAUUUUGCUCAAGUCCUGCUUUACAAUGGUAAACAGUGACCCAACAAGUACUCAGCCAGAUUGGUUGAAACAUGUUCACCUGGAGGAGUUUUCAUCCAUCUUAAAGCAGAUCUUGCUACAGACGAUUCAUUGCUUAGCCAACACUCGCUGGGAGUUACGACGCAUGGGAGAACAGACGUUACCUUUGAUUACUGAGUGCAUUCGAUGGUAUGAUAUGAACAUUCUAAGGCAUCUGUGGGACUCAUGGUUCACACCUCAGGCUACCUUGAUAGGCUAUGGUAUGGGCCUAGCUCUCAAGUACUCCAUCCACCAUGCUGUUAGGCUUAUUUUCUUUCUUGAGCAACCCCCAGCCUCUUGGAAGAACCCCGAGAUGUGUCGUUACAUUGCAUCAUCCAUCGUUGAUGUCACCCAACAGGGUUUGUCCACGUGGAGUGAUAGUGCGCUACAGCUACUAUCUCGACCAGUCACAGACAAGCUUUCCGUGAUUGCCAUGGAGAUUCUCAUUCUUAAGCAAAGCUAUUUCCCACAUAUUCCUGCAAAGAAGCAGGAGGAAGAGACCAGCAUAGUCCAGAGGCUCCAACACAUCUUUGUUUGGGCACACCCAGGACACCAAAUAUCCACAGUCUUAAAAGACGACAGUGUUAAGACAUCAUUCCAGACAGUUACUGAGGGAUUUCUUUGUUGUUGUAUCAAAGAUUCCUCACUAGAAUCCUACCCACGACAGGUUGAAAAAUAUCUGUUAACUGAAAUAUAUAGCCUACUGCCCUUAUACAUGAGGACUUGUAGCUUGUCCUUGGCCAGCCAGAUACUACCAUUGUUCCUAGGCUUAGCAGGCAACUACAGCGAGGAUAUGAGCAUGUGUAAAGGUCUUUUAGACAGCUGUCUAUCAGUUGCGAUAAUCAUGGAAGACUGGCUUCACAGGCAGUGUUUGACCAAGGCACCAUUAGAGUUAGUCUCCUGGUACCAGAUGGCUCUGACUGAAAUCACCAACAUUGUCAAGUUAAAGACUUUGGAAUUGUCAUUAUUGAGGCAGGUUUUGGAAUUGUACAUCAAGAUUAGCAGUUUUGUAGGCAGUAAAGACAAUAUAAAUCAACUUUUCACAGCUAUCACAGCUAGACUAGAUUUGUUAAUAACCUUAGGAGGGACAUGGUCUGGUGAGGAUUUGUCGACAUUUGAUGACUUUGCAUUCAUGUCUAAUGAUAUACCUGUGAGUCCAGUAGCAGAGGACCGCAGCUCGGAUGAAGAUGAGGAUGACUCAGUGGGUGACUUAGUUCCUGAGUCAUUGGCCCUAAAUUCAAACACCAGUGGAACCCACACACCCCAUCUGUCCACCAGUGACCACGAGAUGAGAGCAUUGACACCUACAGCUGGGGAUGAAGAUGAUUCAGGCUCUGAAUGGGACAGUUGGGAGGAGGAGGAAGAGGAUCAGUCUGUCCUGUGGUCUGUCUUCGCAGAAUUCUUGCAGAAAUUGAAAUCAAAUUUUACUGAUCCAAUGUCAACUGGAGAACAAAGUGUUUUUCAUGAUAACCUUUUGAUGGCCACUGAAAAGGAAAGGCAAUUAAUAAACAGCCUUAUGGACCAAUGGAUGAGAAAUUGAGUACUGAUUGAAAACAGAAGAGUGUACCAUAAUGCUUGCUACAGCUGUUAAAGAAUCCGUCCUUUACAAUACAAUACACUACAAUAAUUUAUUUCAACGUGAUUAACUUUUUGACCAAACUUUGAAAGACUGUAGUUAUAGAGAGUGUGAAGUUGUGGUGUAAGUCUCCCUCAACAUUUCUAACAUUCUUAUAUUUUUAGCAAAUAUAUUUAUAUGAAUUGUAAGUUGAUAUCUAUGUGUGCUAUUUGUACUCACUACUACAAAUCCUUUGUUUUUAUGUUAAUCUCUGUCCAGACUCAAAAUUUUCUUUGUCAAAGCUGUUGUAUGCCCAUAUAUAGUCAUGAUGACCUAUAUAUGGUCAUGAUGUGAUGUCAUCAUGACCAUAUUUAUGCAUGUUGCAUGAUUUUGUCAAAUAGAAUUUGAUAAGGCUGGAUAAGGCUUUUAGAAAAAGUGUGUAUAAUGACUGUUAGGCUAAGGGAAAACAUGAGAAAUUCACUUCAGUACUUGAAACGACGACUUUGUAAAUGAAAUAUUAAUUUAUUAUUUAAAUUGAAAAUUCCCUUGCUUGUUAACAAGUGCAUAAAUAUUCUUGCAUGUGUAUAGAUCUAUAAAAGGUAAUAUACUUAAGGAUUGUUGUAGUAAAAUGUGAAUAGAAAUCCACAAAAACUGAUAUUAAAAAAAAUUAUUUUUAUGUGUUUCAUUGGGAAUCAAUAACAUAUUACAGGUCUCAUUCUUAUUAAAGACCACCCCCAAAUAAGGAUGACUUUUUUGUGAUCCCCAGUGGCGGAUCCACAACUUUUCAAACUGGGGCGCACAACAUCUCGGAAUAGAUAAGUGAGUAGCUUUUAUUUCAAUACAUUGGUAACAAUGGUAUGCAUAAAAAUUUUUAAUUUAGUGGAAAAUCGUGCCCUUACUGGAUCCACGCCAAAUCCCAUAUGUUUAUAUUUGUUAUAUUUACAGAUCAAAGCUACUAAAAACUUUGAUAACCCUGAUCCCAGAAGUGGUCUUUAUUUGAUGGGAGAUUUGUAUCUCCUAAAUGAUCAAUUCAGUUAUUAAUUUAUGUUAUGUUGUUUAAAUUUCAUCACAAGUUAUAUCCAAAAUAUUGUUAACAAGUACAGAUAAAUCUAUAUUCAAAAUUGAACUUUGCUGAUUUCAUGGUGAAAAGCAAUGGUUGUUUCUAAAUUACAUGUAUUGUGAAAUACUAUUAAUUAUCUCCAUAGUAUUGCGACUUAAAGUUUUGUGAACAGUGUUAAGAAUGUGACUUACCUCGUAGGUUAGGAAUUUCUUGUGAUUAAUUUCACUCAAAUGGCCAGUCAUACUGUAACUUUGUGAUGGAUUGGCCUGUCCAACAGGUGGGGGUGGGUAAGGAGAAAAUUCAGGUUGGUGCUGGUGGACUUAAAAUAAGUAUAACACAGACUUAAUCAAAGAAAAAUGUUUAAAAUAAAAUUUAGAAGGUUUCUGUCUAAGCAUGAACUUUGAAAUUUGUAGAUGAUUUGUACAUGAACAUACACACACAGUGGCAUAUCUAGGGGCACACAUGCCCCUUCCCCUGCCAAAAAAAACUCUUUCCCCCCCCCCCCCCACAAA
This is a messenger RNA of Anneissia japonica, 5988 nucleotides long. RefSeq lists its product as uncharacterized. The transcript has 27 exons. Bases 430 to 4401 code for a protein of 1323 amino acids. The record is from RefSeq and is a predicted model, not a curated record. NCBI's taxonomy places the organism in Eukaryota, Metazoa, Echinodermata, Crinoidea, Comatulida, Comatulidae.